Messenger RNA from Megalopta genalis, 1479 nucleotides. RefSeq lists its product as uncharacterized. Lineage: Eukaryota; Metazoa; Arthropoda; Insecta; Hymenoptera; Halictidae. The record is from RefSeq and is a predicted model, not a curated record.
UAAGCAGAAACUCGAUUAAAGUAUCUGCGCUGUCGUUGAACUAAAAGUCGAUACUCGCCCCCGCCGAUCCGCGCAAACUUAUCCGAAUAAUUUCAUUUUGCAAUAAUUAACGUAUAAUCGAGACGUGAAAACUCGCUCGCCACGAGCUCCAUCGGUCCGACGUCCUAAUCACGGUCCGAAGCUUCGGCCAUUGCAAGAUUCGAAAUCGCGUUACAGCCGGUUACGUAACGACACACAGCGGCAGAAAAACCGAAAAGGUGUGAGAUUAUAGUUCGCGCGUCGCGUCGGGCAGAACAGAUCCCACGAGAGAGACUGCGAUUUCGAUCGAGUUGCAUAACGGUUUCGAUCGACGGCGCCGGAUCGGCUGGAACCGAGAACCGUCGAAUCGUGGGCUAAGCGGGUUAAGGAGACGCUACUUUCGCAACGUCCCGGUAAGGAGCCAGGAAAGAGCCUGCUUCCUUAAUGCCGAUUUUUCCCCGUUCGAUAUAAAAUCGGAGCGUGGUGACCAGAUUAAUCAUACCGAACGCAGCGUCGGCGCCGAACGUUUCGGUACCCCAACGAUCCGAUCGCGUCGAACCAUGAAUUCCCACCUGGUGAUGCUGCUGCUCUUCGCCGUGUUCGUCGCCUGUCAGUGCCUGGCGGCGGCUCGGGAGAUCGGCCAACAAGAUGGCGACAUGGUGGCAGCGGCUUCCCAUCAUCGUUACGAGAAAGGUGGCGGCGAGGAGCACCAUUCCGAUCAUCGUCAGAAGCACGGGGACAAGGGCGACAAAGGGUACAAGUCGUCGCACGAGCACGAGAAAGGUGAGAAGGGCCACCACGACAAAGACGAGCACAAAGGCUACUACGACGAAGAAGAGGGCCACAAGAAGAAUCAUCAUCACGACGACGGCUACUACGCCGAGCAUCACAAGGGCGAGAAGGGCGAGAAGGGGCACAAAUUCCACGAGGAAGGACAUUAUGGGAAAGGUCACAGCACCAAGGGACACCACGAGGUACACAAGGUAGACGAAUUCAAGAAGGACAAGGAGUUCUUCGACGAGCAUCACGAUUCCGGACACCACGAGGACCACGGCGGCCAUCAUCACGAGCACGGUCACAAGAAGGGCGGCCACUUCAAGAAGGGUCAUCACGACGAAGGCGGACACGAAGAUCAUUAUGGCAAGAAGGGGCACUUCGAGAAGGGAAGUCAUCACCAUGACGACAAGGGACACAAGAGCUCCGGCGGUCACGAUGAGCAUCACGAGCAUCAUUCCAAACAUGGGAAGAAAGGCGGACACGACGACCACAAGUCGUGGGGAUUCAAAAAGGGUCAUUAACAAGUGUUCACGAUGAUUGUUAUGUUUGUUAAGCGUCGUGACAUGUUCAGCUUUGUGUUUCAUUGAAAUAAACAUAUUUUUGAGAUUCGUGCCGGUUGGACGAUACUAACUUCCGUCUUUGCGCGCGUUACAUACUUUAAUAAAAAUUCAUUCCUGUUUGAAA